AUGAUUAUCAAGGUGUUUGCUUUUAUAAGACCUCCAGAUCAAGUCUUGAAGACUGUUGAAGAAAAAGAAGAAGAGAGUGAUGAGUCCAAUUUUGAAAAGAAGAACCCUAAGAGAGACAAGACUAAAGCUAAAGAAGCAGGAAUGAAGGAAAAACUCAAGCGAAAGAACAAAGAAGGUGUCAACCCAACAGUACAAGAAAACUCAAAAAUGGCAUUCAACAGAAGGGUCACCUACAAACAAGCAAGGUUCAAGAUUAUGAAGAACGAGGAUGUUACACUUCCACUUAACGUAAGGUACAAAGUAAGGAUUAUGAAUCACGACUCCUAA
Messenger RNA from Lactuca saligna, 327 nucleotides. Lineage: Eukaryota; Viridiplantae; Streptophyta; Magnoliopsida; Asterales; Asteraceae. The record is from the annotation of a GenBank genome assembly.